This is a messenger RNA of Porites lobata, 9072 nucleotides long. NCBI's taxonomy places the organism in Eukaryota, Metazoa, Cnidaria, Anthozoa, Scleractinia, Poritidae. The record is from the annotation of a GenBank genome assembly.
AUGCCAGCAAAAAAGUCAAAAUGCAAUUUGGAAAAAGUCCCAAGAGGAGUUCGUACGAGAACCUUUGCCGACACACAUCGAAGUCUCGGAAAUUUCAGAACAACCAUAGACUACUGUGAACGCCACUUAAAGGCUACAACUGAACUUAAAGGUAGGUCGCUUGAAAGACGUCACGAGAAUAGUCGAUUAGCUACGCAAGGUUAAUAAGGUUAAUCUUGAGUUAAUGACAAAACCUAGCAUACUAGGUAAAGCGAAUUGUGGUGGUAUUAGAGUCCGCAUGAGCAAGAGAUAUUGUCUGAAAAUCUGGGAUCAAUUUAAUGAAACUCUACAAGGGUAAUGUACAAAUGUAGCUAUUGUUUUCAGACUCUAAAACAAUGGCUACACUUGUUGACCCCUGAUGUCUUCAGAAGUAAAGUUGAGUUCAUGUUUACGACAGGGAACGAAACUGAAGAGAAAGGGAUAAGUAAUGAUCCUUGCAGUUGAACGCAGUUUAUGCAAUUGCGUAGAAGAUCAUUCCUCUUUUGAUUUCAUUUCCGCAGUUCUUACAUAUGAUUUAUUUCAUAUACAUUUGUCACAUUCAUCUCUUUCACGGGAAGAGUUCAACACAUAACUGACCAGCUCGCAACAUCAGUGGUUUCAUAGCUUAGUUGGUUAGACCAUCGCACCGGUAUCGCGAGGUCACGACGGGCUCAAAGCCCGUUGAAGUCCUGAAUUUUUUUAAGGUUUUUACGCAAUUGUAUAAAUUGCGUCCACAACUGCGAGAAUCAUUCUUCAUUUGAUUUCAUUUCCGCAGUUCUUAUAUGAUUUAUUUCAUAUACAUUUGUCACAUUCAUCUCUUUCUCGGGAACAUAUGAAAACAUAAUUGACCAGCUCCCUGCAUAAGUGGCUUCAUAGUUGAGUUUAAAAGAGCAUCCACCGUUAUCGCGAGGUCACGGGUUCAAAUCCAGUAGAAGUCCUGAUUUUUUUUUCAGGCUUCUUACGCAAUUGCAUAUAUUACUUGCACAACUGCGAGGAUCAUUCUUCAUUUGAUAAGCCAGUGUUUCUAGUGUUUGUAAAGCGAGGUUGACAACGGAUAGACGAGAGUUGGUGACUUGGGUUACAGAAAAGUGUCCGAUGUCCGUAUUAACCUCAGCCGUAUAAAAAAUGUUAAUAUAGUAAAUAUAUUGAGCUUUUCGCGGGGACAAACGAACCGUCCGUCAAAUACGGGUGUCCGUAUUUAGCGUCAGUGUCCUGAUUCACCCUUUUACAAAUGGUAAACAAAUUAUACUUUGAAUAUGAACUCACAAUUGACCUGCCCUCCAACAGCUAAGUGAGUUUGUUUUAUUUUUGUGUUUUUACAACAAGGUGACCUCAAGGCGGCAAACAUCGAAGACGUCAUUACCAGUGAAGGAGGUAUAGUGGCUGGAAAGAAUGUCAGGUUGGUUUGCCCCACUGGAGCUGUUGACGAUUCCUUGUCUGUAAAGAUAACAUUAGAGGAUCCGUCAAAUUACUAUUGUAUGAUCGCCUCAAAGGAUCUUGAAAAUGAUGUCAUGAUAGCUGCACCAAUCGUAAAUCUUCAGCCCAAUGGCCAUUUCUUUAAGAAACCCCUUACGUUGACAACUGCACUCAAAAUCAAGCGUUUCAAGAGAGACGAUGUUUUCAUUUUGCAUGGCGCAGAGGCUAGAGAUGGAAAGAUCACAUGGCAAGACGUCACUCGAAACUCAAAGAUCAAUCAGGCAACCGCAGAAGUAGUCAUUGAAUUGGAGCAUUUCUCACUUAUUUUGGUUCUGUUACGUUGGACGUUGAUCUGCGCUAAAGACAUUCUGUCCAGGUUCGAUUUACUGUCGUUUAAGUAUACGUUAGUCGUGUUGUUGAACAAGAACAUUCCCUCUUCAGUCCACGAUGUGCUUGCUCUACUGUUCGUGAGCCAAGACCUCUGUCAUGAACAAUUCUACAGAGAGAACGAGACCUCAGCCCUAGUACAGCUCAAGAAGGAAGGUUUUGUGGAGGUCCACUUGCGUUCCGCUGACGGAUUCGAUGAAAAGCGAAUCUACAACCAUGAAAACCUUCAAGUGAGCAUUCAACUCGGGGAAGACUACAAGCUAGCUGACUGCCAGGACAGAAUAAUUAGUUUCAGUGUAGAUUCUUCUGUUUGGUGGAGUGGAGGAAAGGUAAUCAAACUUCCUCUGGAAUGGAAAAGCGAAGUGCGAUGUCUGUGUGGGACAAUCAGUGUACAAGGAGAAAAUGGGCAUGAGAGCAAGAGGCAUUUUAGCGAAGGAGGUAAAUGUGUGUAGCUAUAGCAUACUCAACCUAGAAUUAUGCCCAUGGUGUCAUCGAUCAGGUCCACGACAGUGGUAUGUCUUUUCUGCAACGCUAUUCAGACCGGGGAGUUGGACUUUUGAAGCCCUCCUUACUAAAAACUUUACAAAUCGAAUAGCUUAAAAACCGUUCGAGCUAUAACCGCUGUAUAACUUUGGUGGCCGUAUCAUGAGCGGUUUUGAAGUUACUGUUAGGGAGGGUCUCCGAAGUUUCCCGUGGUCACAGGAAGCAAAAAUAAAAAAGCCAGUCUGGGUAGAGUUAAACUAAGGGCGCUUACUAUUUGUCAGAACUGGCCGGCCAGACCAUUCCUAAAUGAAUAAGAAUUUCAAUGUCCGGGCAGACAAUUCCUAGAUAAUAUGCAUUCAGUUGAUGGAUUUUGAAGCGAAAACCCUUUAAAAAAGCCUAUUUCAGUUUGGUUAACGCCCUAAAGUUUGGCCAUUUGUUGAUGACUGAUGUAGUCUGGUUUUUGUCAUUGCUACAACAUCAACCUUAAACACAUAGAGUGAAAGAAUGGUGAAUUUGGGUGUGUGUGUGUCUGGAGGGGGGGGGGGAAGGUAUUUGUUCAAGACCGCACUCGAGACCUUUUAGGCAGUUUAAAGAAAGCCAGAUGUUAAACCAAAAGUAAACUUCUCUCUUUUAUUUAGGGCAUUUUGUAUGGCACAUGUGACACCAUGCUUGACCACCUAGGCCAUAUAAGUUCCUGGUUCUGACAUGUCAUUAGUGUUUUUCUUCAUCUUUACUGUGUUAAAGAGGGCCAGAUAAGUAAGCCAACUCCGUGAAUUUUAGGGCUUUAAUACCCGCAAAUACAGUACGCACGACACUUUGGUACCUUCCAACCAGUCCCAUGAGUAAAACUCACUUUGUUCUUUAGUUUGGUAUAAAGAAGUAAAUAAAGGCUCCUGAGUUAAAGACCUUUCGUUAUAAAUGUAACAACAUGCAUGAAUUCGUGUUUCUUCAACAGAUCCUUGUAAUUAUUUAAGAAGGCUACUGGGGUUGGAACAGGACACCGCAUUUAACGUCGUAACUAUUGCUGAGACUCUUAAGGUUCCUAAAGAGUCAAUAAAUGAAAUGAUGAAAAGUUGGAAGGACGACGAUGAGCAGUUGAAACUAAUUUUACAGCCAUGGUCGGAAGAGAGUGCUGACGCAGAAAAUCUUUCUUCUUACAGAAGUCUUCUGGAGGGCUUAACUCGCGAAGGUUAGUUGUGCUUCAGGCGGCUUUGUGUCGUUAUUAUCAGUAAUUAUGGCGCGAUGAAUCUUUUAAUUUCCUACUCGGCAUAAAAUUUAAAGCGCGUUAUUGUUGAGUGGUAGAGGCAUAAGAUGUUGAAAACUAUUUUUACUCCUAGUUUUUCAUCCCAGUCUUUUUCCGCCUUCUUUAUUUUCUUCAUUUGGCAGAACGUAAAAAAAAUAUUUAUCACCAGUUAAAUCGAAUUUUUUCGCAUUAUUACUGCCGAUAGCUGUAGGUCCUCUGAAAUUUUAUUAGACAUCGCGUUAAAACCAAAAAAAAGUUAUUGGAUAUAGUAUGUCAUAAUUCAAUGCCGCGCCUCAGCCUAUAGUAACAACGGAGCUACCUUAAGGUCUCUACCUUCCAUAGCGAUUAGCCACUUUUACAUUCUUUAAACUACUAUAUAUUUUGUUAAAAAAGAUGGAACGGUUGGUCGGUAUCCGCCUUCGCUGGCUUCACUAAAAAACGUUUUGUGGGUAGGGUAAAUGGGUGGGGAAAAGGGUUUACACCGCCUAUGCCAAGAAAAUCGGAAAUGAGCCACUGGCAACGUAAGGAAGUAAACUGACAAAGCUUAACAGCCUUCACAAACGACAGAUUACUACCUUAUUAGAAUUUGACGGUUAUUUCGUUUGACGGUUAUUUCGUUCGACAGAUUACUACCUUAUUAGAAUUUGACGGUUAUUUCGUUUGUUGGGAGAGUGGUUAAGAGAAUAAUUUAUGCUCUGAUAUUUUUUGUCACCAGAAUACAGAGUUACACCAAGGGGCCAGAUGCAUAUCAGCCAUCUGAGACAGCUUGCCUUGAAGAUAACCGGUUUACAGGGCAUCAACACCGAUAUAGUGAAGAAUUUUUCCUGUAAAGCUACAACACUCUGUAAGUCUGUGUUAAGAGAUUGUUGUAUCGAAUUAGGAAUUUCUCCUGAGGAUGUGGAAAGAACCGCCUCGUCUUCUAAUCAAGCAGAUUAUUUUAUCGAACCUUUCAUCAAAUGUCAACAACUAUCUGAUGAAAUUGCGAAAAACUAUAAACGAGUAUCUUCAUUUCCUAAAGAACUGAACACCAGAUUUUUCCUGGCCAUUGUUCCUCACCUCAUUCAAGACAUCAAGGAAAUUUUCGUUGACCGUGAUAGGUUAGUGCCGCAAAAUGGCUUGAAGGGUCUUCCUGAGAAAGAUAUCAAUCAAUUUUUGUCAAGCGUUUCGAAUGCCCAACAGUACAGCAGAUUCAAAGAACUUGUGUAUGUGGAGUGCCAAAUUCUUGAGAAGUUGUGCCUUGAGAAUCGCAACCAGACGUCAGCCGCUGAAAUUACGAAGUGGAGCGAACGUCUAGCCAUUGACCAAAUGCUUAAUUUUCUAGCAAGGUUUUUCCAGGACUGCGAGGCCGACAUUAAGCUGUGUAAGAGAUUAGACCUUUUUUGUUGCCGCCUACGAGACACAUUGUUAACCGAUGACAAGGGGGUAGACGAAGAUUUCAUGCAAGAUUUUUCCAACGUAAUAAGAGAGCUACUUGAUUUCGCCAAGUUUGAUCCAUCGAAACUGGUGAGAUUUGAACUGGUUGAUUCGAAAAACUCCCCAUUGUCUUGUAACUCGUCUGAUGUUGACAACGUGGAGCACGACGAGUAUGACGGCACAUACUCUCAAAGGUUCAUUAUCAAGAAAGAAUCGGAGGAUGAGCUUCAACUGGGUGCGGCUGCAUGUGUGCACAUUGAUGGGUCAAUUUGCAAGAAAGGAGCAUUCCAGUCAGUUAUUAUGCUGAAUCAAUCUGGCAUGGAUGCAUUUAACAGAUGCAUGAGUCGCUUCGCUACAGCUGACAUUGCGGUAAUGAAAAUGGAAGCCAAAAACACGCAUUCGGGAAAUCUUCAAAUAGUUCUGUAUGCUUCACAAAAGGAGAAGCUAUCAGAAUUGAUACAGAUCUUCAAACGAGAACUGAGUGAAGACAAGGUGGACUUGAGCCACUCUGAGGUCUCUCAGUGUUACCUUUCAAUGCGUUGUAUUGACUUCACCAAAGAAAAGGUCCUAAGACUCCGUCUAGUGUACAAAUGGGGUUCGGAAGCUGUUGCUCUGGACAGUAAUGACUUUGUGACCUUUUCCGAUUACUCAGCUGGCGGCGCUUGUUUACCAGUAGUAAAAAGUUUUGGUGGUAAGUUUGAUUCAUUGUUUAUUGUUUGUGUCUGUUUAUCCCACCCUAUUAAAGUUUAAUCAAUCCUUUGCUUUGCUACGUCCCACGGUCAAUUUUUAAACAAAUUUUCGAUACUAUUAUACAAUGUAAUCAGUGUCUAUCCGUCUUACUGGCUUGGGGCCUACAGUUAAUUCUGAAUAUCAGUGCACCCUUCAGUUAAUUCAGUUAUCCACUACUACGUAUACAUAACUGAAUAAUCUAAUGAAAAGGCCAGCGCAACGCAUGAUUUCCAAAAAUAAUACCAAGUACACGUUUGGCGAGUGACACUUAAUAUUACUCGGUGCUUUUUCGUUCGGGGAUUCUUCUGUUUCCAAUAAACUCCUUACGAAAGCUGUAUCUUUCUUGCAAGCUUUUGAAGGGCCCUAGCGUGCAUCCUUGAAGACAACGUGCAAGAGAGGGCUUGAUGGUGGGAUAGAGGGCAAUGGUAACGCCCGAAUAUUUUUCAACUUCUUGCUUAAAUUGUGUAUCCUAUCUUAGAAAAAUGUUAAAAGAGCCUUCCUCGUGGGAGCGUUCGUUAUAACAGUCAUAAGAAGGAACGCGAAACGCGACAAAUGCUCGAAGAAGGGAGGUAUAAGAAGACAGGAAGGGAAAGAGGGGGGAACAGUUUAUGGAAUCGCCUUAUCUUCUAACUUGUGAUGAAAACAUUUCUUUCACUCAGGUUUGGACAACUCACUCAUGUCUGAAGAUUUGGAAGCGCUCUCACUGACGUCUGUUGGUGGCAAAUUUCCCUCGACUUCUUUUGAUCAGUUACAGAAACACGGCAGUGCGCAGUGCGGCAAAAUCGGUAACGAAAACUAAAGUGCUUUUCUUCAGUUCUGUAGAUUUCCUCAUAACUCUCAAACCAACGUCGGACGUCUAGUACUAACUUCAGAGUACAGUUGAACCUGUUUCCUCCGAAUAGAGGUGUCCAAUGUUCUCUGAACUUAGUACUAAAAGACGUUCGUUUUAGAGUUAUGGGUUAAGGUUUGUUAAUAAUUAACCAAUUCUUUUAUUCUGCCUCGGAAUCUGUUGCAGUAGUUAUUUCUACCGGCUAGAUAAUAUAUAAAAAGUCAUGAUUAACUUAUCUCUGCGAUGUUGUGUGUUGGGUUCCCAAAAGUGCAGUAAAUCGGUUUGAGUGAGAUAAUUCAUGUUUUGAAAGUACUCACCGCCCAUUGUGACUAGUGAACACUUAACUGACUUAUCAGCGAUUUUUGUGGUCAGUCACUUUUUAAAUGCUAUAAUGUGUUCCCUGAAUAAGGUUAAGCCCGGAUUUGGGACCUAGAAAAAGUGUCCCGUGUUCCUUCAAUAGCGGUAACAAAUACGAAGAUUAUGCGAGCAUUUUUCCUGGAACAAUAAUAAUACUAAUAACACUUUUAAACAGGCUCUAAACUAUUUAAAAAAUACUUUUAAAACCUUUAGGGAGAAAUAUAUAGAUAUUUUCAGAGAGAUCCUGAUGGCAUGCCUUUCUACACCAUUAGUCUUCCUACAAGUACUUUUUUUUCAUCAGCUGGUAAAAAUUUAUAGUAGUUUCUCACAACGUGAGGAUAAGUAUUUCCGUCACGCGAAUGAAAGAAGCUAAUUGUUUCAUGAUAAAAAAUUUCAGUUGCGUGGGUUAUCACAAGGAGUUUUAUCGGUUACGAAAUUAAUGAUUUCUAGAAGGUGGUGGGAUAUAUGUUAAAAAUAUGUGAUGAAUCUUGUUUCAGAGUAUCACUUACAUCAGACAUUUAACCAAGUUACAAGCCCGCAGACUUGUGUGAUAGGCAACCAAGCUACUGUGAAUGAUCAGAUGCCACACCAAAGGUAAAUAUCGCCUGGAGCUAAAUACAAAGGCAGUAGUCAGUAGUAUUCUGAUACUCUUUUUGUCGGUAUGAGCUGUAAUAAACGAUUAAGCGCGUGGCGCUUAUGUAACCAACUUGAGUUGCCUAUGAUUGCAAAGAGUAUCUCAGCUUUUUGCCAAAUUGACACUUAGAGACGAAUUAUGCGACAGGUGCCCGCGCAAGAUUCAGGAUUUACCCCUGGGACCGGCAAUAUUACUCCAAAUUGAAUUUCACCCUUAGCUUUAAUACCGUCAGUACUACAUUUUAAGGACAGGCUAAUUGAUGAUCAGAGUCAGUAUCGACCAGCUAUUUAGCUGUUGGGUCAAAUAUUGCUCUUGUCAAGACAUCCUUGUUUUAUUCCCUUUCCUCUCCUUUUCCUUUUAACAGAUCAUUGUUGUGUAUUUGGACUUUACGUUUUUCUUACGAUCGUUUAUGUUUUGCCAAAUGUUGAUGCAUGUAUUUUUUUAAAAGGCGGUAACUGACAUUGUCGUUGACCAAUGUUUUGGUCUCUUUUACUUCAGUUUUACUGUACGAGGCGCGUUGACCACUAUUAAAUUACGUUUAAAUGCACUGAGUGAGCUCUUUGGCUAAAAACAAAAUGACGCUCGUAAUUGGUUCCGGUUAUUUUUCCCGGUUACAUUAACAUUUUGUUAUAAAUUAUUUCUUGCCUUUGCUCUCGUUUCACUGUAGACGUUCAGUGAAAAGGACUCAUCUUCGUGCGGGGCGCGGCUGAAGGCAGCGUCUGCUGUCAUUAGAGACUAGACGUUGGCGAACCAGAUAAAGGGGUGUCGAUCGUAUCAAAUAGAGGCCCCUAAGAGUGGCAGGGUCUUGCUAAAAGUUACCAUAACCGCGAUCAAACGUGACAAAUUUACAAAAGCUUAGAAAAGUACUUUAAAACUAAAGUUGUAAAUUUCAAUUCGCUGGAAAUUUACUAACAUUUUUGAGGGUUUCCUCGAAACGAUCAAAGUGUGUGAAAACUGAUCUGGCUUUUCAGUUGGUCAACACGUCACAAUUUUACUCCGGCAAGAAGCGUUUUCAACGAAAAGAAGCUCAUUGUAUUGAGAAAAAUGCAAGGAUAGUUAAAACAACUCAUUCUUUUAGACAUUCUUGGAUGCGCUUUUUUUCACCUAGUGUUAAACAAAAUCACAUGAAAAAGAAAAGCGCCUUGGACCUUUGACCGCGGUGGACGGAUACCAUACUUGGCUAGGAACGGACAGUGAAAAAAGCGAACUUAAACAUGGAAACGUUGGACCGAAGUCAACUUUAACAGAGUUCUCUGAGAUAUAUCGCUGAAACCUUAUCUGAAACGGUUGUUUAAAAGACUGGUGGACGAAUUUUUUUUAAGACUUCUGCUUGUUGUUUUAAGGUGAUGGUCAUAUAGUGAAUCAAAGUUCUAGCGUAAUUUACACGAAAACCUUGAAGGGUACUCAUAGAUCACUAUUUUUAGUUUGACUAGCGUUUUGUCUUGUAUCUUCUGUUUGUCCUUUAGAGCUCUCCCGGAGGUUUUGAACUGCUCUCCUACGAGAUCCAUUACUGAAGGAAGGAGAUCCUUACCAGAAGUUGAAGAUUCCAAAGAUAGAUCAUGA